Messenger RNA from Oldenlandia corymbosa var. corymbosa, 2090 nucleotides. The record is from the annotation of a GenBank genome assembly. NCBI's taxonomy places the organism in Eukaryota, Viridiplantae, Streptophyta, Magnoliopsida, Gentianales, Rubiaceae.
AAAAUUCAAACUGGAUAAUACUUAUGCGACAUGGAGAGUAUAAUUUAAAAUAAAAAAAUUAGAAAUUUAAACUAUAUAAUUAUUUUGGGAUGGAUGUAAUAUAAUAUUUAACUCGAAUCCAUGAUACUAUUGCUAUUAAUGGAUUAGAUUUUUCUUUCUUUAAGAAAAAAAAAAUUUAGGAAGCACAAUGAUGGUUACAAAAGAGCCCCAAUAAGGGUGGGCAUUUUCUACCAUAUUUCUACCAUAAAAUCCCUAAUUCCCAUAGAGGGUCUGACCUAAAGCAUUCUGGACUAGUUAUAAAGCAUUUUAGUUAAGCGUCUGUUAGCCCAUAAGAAAUGCGUACCACCUGAAUAUGUUGAAUGGGGGAAUACAGUGAUUACUGUCAAGUGAAAAUUUUAAUAUAAUGUGGUGAAAUUGAUUUUUCUUUUGGAGUAAUCAUUAGACAUGAAGCUUGUUUUCAUUCUUUGGUCCAAACCUGAAAUUCAGAUCCACCUUAACAGCCCAUCAAGAAACCUGUGGCGGAAGCCCAAAGCCUGGUAUAAGUCUUUAGCCGGAAAAGUGUGCCCGUGAUUUCGGUCAGUCGGUUACCAAAUAUCCCCAUCUCCGGCGAAAUCUUACAAUUUUUCAAUCAGCGCGAUUUCACUAGACAUGAAGAUGUCCAAUUUCACGAAGCUGAUAUCCCGGGCAGCCAUGGAAAGGCUGAGGGACCCAUCGAAUUACUCUUCCUCCGCGACUCACAGCAGGGGAAUGUUUGGCUCAAUUGGGGGAAGGAAUUACUCAACCUUUGCUGCUCCCAGAGCCGUCACCCUCAUCCCAGGAGACGGAAUCGGGCCACUGGUCACCGGCGCCGUCGAGCAAGUCAUGGAAGCCAUGCACGCUCCACUGUAUUUCGAGAAAUACGAUGUUCACGGCGACAUGAAGAACGUCCCUCAAGAAGUCUUGGAUUCCAUCCGGAAGAACAAGGUUUGCCUGAAAGGCGGACUGAAGACGCCGGUCGGCGGCGGGGUCCACUCCCUGAACGUCCAGCUCCGGAAGGAGCUCGAUCUCUACGCCGCCCGUGUCCACUGCUUAAACCUAGAGGGGCUGCCCACGCGCCACCAGAACGUGGAUAUUAUUGUGAUUAGGGAGAAUACAGAGGGAGAGUAUUCCGGCGUAGAGCACGAGGUGGUUCCCGGCGUGGUCGAGAGCCUUAAAGUGGUGACCAAGUUUAAUUCAGAACGAAUUGCAAAGUAUGCGUUCGAAUACGCCCACGCCAACAACCGGAAGAAGGUGUCGGCGGUGCACAAAGCAAAUAUAAUGAAGCUUGCUGAUGGGCUGUUUUUGGAAUCUUGCCGGGAAGUUGCGAGUAAAUACCCAAGUAUCCAGUACAACGAGAUCAUCGUGGACAACUGCUGUAUGCAACUGGUGUCGAAGCCUGAGCAAUUUGAUGUGAUGGUGACCCCUAAUCUGUAUGGAAAUCUGGUGGCAAAUACUGCCGCGGGUAUUGCUGGCGGAACAGGGGUGAUGCCCGGAGGUAAUGUGGGGGAUGAGUAUGCGGUUUUCGAACAAGGUGCAUCUGCUGGAAACGUUGGGAAUGAGAGAUUGGUGAAGCUGAAGAAGGCAAAUCCGGUGGCUCUGCUGCUUUCAUCGGCCAUGAUGUUGAGACACUUGGAAUUCCCUUCAUUUGCUCAUCGGUUGGAAACUGCAGUCAAGCGUGUGAUUGCAGAUGGCAAAUGCAGAACUAAGGACCUCGGCGGAGACAGCACUACCCAACAAGUUGUGGAUGCUGUCAUUGCAAAUCUGGAUUGAAAUUUGAAUGGGUCCCUACUCCCUAAGAAGCUCUGCUUUCUAAAGGAAUGGAAUGGUCCCUAGACUGAGAUACUGGACUGAUCCGUGAGCAUUUUCAGUUGGCCCAGAGAAGUGGGCUGUCCUCUUAUCUUAACUUAUGUAACUAACCUUGUGCAGUCUGACGUGACUCCCUUCAACGUUUGGUUCUGUUGUUUUUAGGCUGCGGCGGUAAUGUAAACCUUAGUCCAGGCUGGGUACAAUUACCGGGUAAUGCAGCUUGUUUUUCUUCACAUAAAGAAAAAAGGACGUUGGCACUGUAAUCU